Molecule: messenger RNA, 1083 nt
Organism: Phytophthora sojae
Lineage: Eukaryota; Oomycota; Peronosporomycetes; Peronosporales; Peronosporaceae
Exons: 1
Coding region: 1-1083 (360 amino acids)
Source: RefSeq, a predicted model, not a curated record
AUGAGCCGGCACCGUGACUAUGGCGAGACUCCGGAGGACUGGCUUCAUUACUUGAGCGAUAUGACGAAGUACUUGGCACCGCAUAUCCGAAGCCUCAAAGCCCGCAUUCGGUCUGUCGAGUCUGAGCUUGGACAAGUCAGCAUGUUUCUCGGGUCCACCUGCAGCGUGGACAACAGCUAUGCUAAUCUGGUCGACGGCCACUUUGCAUGCCUUAGCGAGUCGAAACCCUUUGAGCUCGAUUUGGGUAGUGGAGACAUACUGUUUCAAGGCGACAACCAGUGGACAGCUCGCUGUCAGCUCCCGCCGCCGGAGAGGGAUAUAUUGCUGCAUCUGACUCUGAUGGGAGACCACGAUAAGAUAUUCGAUGACUCUGGCGAGGACGAGGAGGGGGACGGGAUGUUGCGGCCACUGAAAUGUUCACUGUACCAUUCGCUGCAAGACAACUUUUUCCGAGGUACAGACCUCCGCGGUAUGCAAGAGCUAAAUAGCGGUAGGGCGCUCGAAAGUCUUGUUGCCGGCGCAGUCGUUCUUGCAAGCCAUCGCGAGAAAUUUUGCGGGGUGAAAUUCCCAGCGUUCUUGGGCAGACAGCUCUACGAAUUGGGCGUGGUGGACAACAUCGACGCGGAGGUUGAUAUUCCAUCAAACCAUGCCAAGAAUGCAAGCACGAUCCCGUUUCUGUCAGUGCCUAACACGGAGUGGCCGAGUUCGUUUGUGGAUGCGUGGCGGGGUAGCGGUGCCCAGUUCGGCAAUCUGUGCUGUGUCGCUGACUCGGACCGUGUGAGUGGGGAUUCCGAGCGGAGCGAGUACGGAUUCGUUGCAAGCGAAGCGGGAAAGGAUGCUUGCAUUCUUUCCGGCGAGUGCAGAGAUGACAAGGAACCUUUAGACGGGCAAAGUCUUGUAAAUGUGCUGCAGCGUGUUCCUGGUAAUUCUUCCAUUCACUUGGUGGUGGUGCGAAAACUGCAAGAUUCAUACUUUCGCGACCUCCCAGAUCCAGCGUCUGCAGCGUGUGUUGCCUUGGCGAGUAAUGCGCUGACUUUUAUCGCAUUUCGAAAGAGGGCGAGCUGGAGGAAUUCGCGGAGCUAA